UUGUUGAACAGUUUUAUAUUAAUGUUUACCUGAAGACCAGGCUAAUUCCUUAAUGUGUACAAAUAGACCCGUUUUUAUGCAUUAUAUAAAAUUGGCUUACUUUUCACUAACUAACUCGCUUUACUGUUGUUAUCACCUUAAGAUAAACUAUUGCGAAGUGACUUUUCUCGGAGUGCAGUUUAUAAAAAUAGACUCUUGGUGCCGCUGUGGGCUAACACAACAGCCACGCAGUGAUCUCCACCCACUGUGACUACAACGAGGUUCGGAUAUUUUGCAGCAGAAUCCAUCGUGUCUACAAACCUUCUCGCCUUUCCGAACUUCUCUCAGUUCUGUUUGGGAAUAAUUAUUGUGGAUUAUUGUUUAUUUAAACCAUACACGCGUUUGUACAACGAUGGGACCCCAAGGAUCGCUAUUAUGCUUUUGUUUCUUCUAUUUUCCUGUCUUUGUUGUAAUCCCGAACGUCGUUCAUGGAGACCUGAGUUAUUCUAUCCCCGAGGAGAUGAAUCGUGGUUCUGUUGUUGGAAAUGUAGCAAAGGACCUAGGCAUGGAAUCUACAACGAUAUCCUCCCGAAAGGCCCGUGUCGAUAUUGAAGGGACACAAAAGCAGUACUGUGAGGUAAAUUUAAACAAUGGAGAUUUGGUAAUUUCAGAAAGAAUCGACAGAGAAAGCCUUUGUGGCAAGAGACCGUCGUGUGUGUUGAAAUUGGAUCUUGUCUUAGAAAAUCCUUUAGAGCUUCAUCGGGUGAAUCUUCAUAUUCAAGAUAUAAAUGACAACUCGCCAAAAUUCAAGAAGAAUUUGAUUGAGAUGGAAAUAAGUGAGUCGGCAUCCAAAGGCAACCGCUUCUCCGUCGAGGAGGCCCAUGACGGAGAUAUAGGUCAAAAUGCUGUUCAGAGAUACACAUUACAAAAGAAUGACUACUUUAUUCUAGCAGUAGAGAAAAACAGGGUAGAACUUGUAUUGGGGAAUACACUUGAUCGAGAAAAUCAAAAGGAGAUCAAUUUGCUGCUGACAGCUUUAGAUGGAGGCUCUCCUCAGAGAUCAGGCACCGUCGUCAUACACGUCACUGUACUGGAUGCUAACGAUAACGCCCCAGUGUUCAGCCAGGCCGUUUAUAAAGCUACUAUACCUGAAAAUGCUCCUCCUGGUACUGUAGUGAUUGACAUCAGUGCGACUGACGCAGAUGAAGGAGUGAAUGGAGAAGUGACUUAUGACUUUGGUCACGUGUCCGAAGUUGAUAUAAAUGUAUUUUCUAUUAAUCAUGAAACUGGAGGAAUAUCAUUGAAAGGCGUUAUCGACUUUGAAGAGACGAGUUCUUUUGAAAUAGGAGUUGAAGCUAAAGACGGGUUAGGACUAACGUCGUAUGCUAAAGUUAUUAUAGACGUCACUGAUGUGAACGAUAAUGCUCCGGUUAUAUCGGUGAAGUCACUGAAUAAUCCCAUACCUGAGAGUAUGUCACCUGGUACAGAGGUGGGCAUCAUUAAUGUUCAGGACAGAGACUCUGAGAAGAACAGACAGGUCCGCUGCUAUAUUCAGCAUGAGCUCCCAUUUAAGUUAGUUCCUUCUAUUAAAAACUAUUAUUCUUUAAUAACAACUGAGCAACUGGACCGUGAACUAGUGUCUGAUUACAACAUUACAAUCAGUGCUACUGACGAGGGCUCUCCUCCUCUGUCCUCCUCUAAAACUGUUCACUUAUCUGUAGCUGACAUCAACGACAACCCACCUGUGUUUGAGGAACAGUCCUACAGCGCAUAUGUGACUGAAAAUAACAAACCUGGCUCCACUUUAUGUUCAGUUACUGCUCGAGACCCUGACUGGAGACAGAACGGUACAGUGAUUUAUUCUCUGUUACCUGGUGAAGUGAACGGUGCCUCAAAUUUCGGAUUAUUCGUGGAGGAAUAA
Cynoglossus semilaevis (tongue sole) is the source of this 1900-nucleotide messenger RNA. Its product is annotated as protocadherin gamma-B7-like. Gene Ontology annotation, biological process: homophilic cell-cell adhesion. The record is from RefSeq and is a predicted model, not a curated record. Gene Ontology annotation, molecular function: calcium ion binding. The coding region runs from base 392 to 1900 and encodes 502 amino acids. The transcript is spliced from 2 exons. Gene Ontology annotation, cellular component: plasma membrane. Lineage: Eukaryota; Metazoa; Chordata; Actinopteri; Pleuronectiformes; Cynoglossidae.